This is a messenger RNA of Eubalaena glacialis (North Atlantic right whale), 501 nucleotides long. Its product is annotated as cyclin-dependent kinase inhibitor 2A-like. The transcript has 3 exons. The record is from RefSeq and is a predicted model, not a curated record. Gene Ontology annotation, biological process: negative regulation of cell population proliferation; regulation of cyclin-dependent protein serine/threonine kinase activity. Gene Ontology annotation, molecular function: protein kinase binding; cyclin-dependent protein serine/threonine kinase inhibitor activity. Bases 4 to 462 code for a protein of 152 amino acids. Gene Ontology annotation, cellular component: nucleus. Lineage: Eukaryota; Metazoa; Chordata; Mammalia; Artiodactyla; Balaenidae.
AGCAUGGAGACCUCGGCUGACUGGCUGGCCACCGCCGCCGCCCGGGGCCGGGCUGACGAGGUGCGGGCGCUGCUUGAGGCGGGGGCGCCGGCCCACGCGCCGAACCGUUACGGUCGGAGCCCGAUUCAGGUCAUGAUGAUGGGCAGCGCCCGCGUGGCCGAGCUGCUGCUGCUCCACGGUGCGGACCCCAACUGCGCGGACCCCGCCACCCUCACCCGACCCGUGCACGACGCCGCCCGGGAGGGCUUCCUGGACACGCUGGUGGCGCUGCACCGAGCCGGGGCGCGGCUGGACGUGCGCGACGCCUGGGGCCGCCUGCCCGUGGACCUGGCUGAGGAGCGGGGCCACCGCGACGUCGCCCGCUACCUGCGCGCGGCUGCAGGGGACACCGAAGGCGGGAGCCACGCCCGCGCAGACUCCGCGGAAGGUCCCGCAGACAGUCCCGCCCUAAAGAAUCAUUGAAAUGUAGAGACACUUCGACUACGUAUUUUGAUCUUCAGU